GAAGGGGGCGGAUGCGCAAGGAGAAGGACAUUAUGUGUGUAUCUACUUGCCAGUGUACUGUAGUAGAUGAUCUUCCCGGCCAUCAACAAAGGGUGAGAGAAGAACAACUGAAGUUAACCAUGGAGCAGUUUAAACUUCCUGAAAAGGAGUCGAGGCUCGUCAAGUUAGGAAACACUGUUUACAAAAUCAAGCUUGUUUACAUCAGUAAGAGCAAUCAAAGCAAACCAGAACUUCCAUGUGAUGCCAUAACUAUGCAGAUUGAAGUAGAGGAAGCAGUAAGAGUUGUUCUAACCAGUAACUAUGCUGCAGUGAAGACAGACCAUUUCCUCAUCCACAUAGAAAAGAAAAGAUGGCGGGCUGCCUCUCUCCUGACCUUUACCGAGGAUCACCAACGUCUGGACACCCAUCCCUUCAUGCUGAUGCUGAGGUUCCAGCCUAGAGAGGAUGUUGGUAACAUGCUAGCAGACAACCAAGCGAAGUCAUCCUUCGCUGAAUCGACUACGCAAACAACACAGGGUGGGCGCAAACGGACAAGACGUUAUGUUGUCAAGGAACACUCAGCUUCUGAUGCUAAGAAGUCAAGAUCUUCUGACAGAAGUGAGAGCGACAAAGGUCAAAGUUUACUGAGAGAAGAAGCCAGGGUGGGAGUGAAGGAGACGGCGACUGUCCAAUCAGCAGUGAGUCAUAGCCGUUACUUACUGCGACGAGGUCCAAUAAAAGCCACUGCCCCGAUCACUAAAGUACAGCGACAACCCAAACGGCCGCAGGAGGAAAGGGCUGAAUAUCAUCUCCGAUCUAGGGAUUUAGAAUUGACGUCCCAUAAUGAAGAUAGAGAGAAGAGUGACGCACCUACCGUUAGAACUAGGAGUGGUGAUGGGAACAGUGACAGAGCAGGUAGAACACAGGACCAUCAUGGGGAGGCAUUCCAUCCAAAUGAAGAGGAGCUUCCUGCAUAUCCAGAAGGUGGGGUUGAUGAACAGAUGGACAGGCACGUCCAACAUCCUGGAAGACGCAACGAGAACCAGUUCCAGCACGCCGAGCUUAUUAGAUUGCAGAAGUUAGCCGGUAUUCCACGGAGACCUCUGCUUCCACAGUCUACUCAUUAUCAGCUGCGACCCAGGGGGACGUUUGGACGAAUAAUAGAUGCUUUGAUGACUCCAGUAAAGAACUUAUUUGACCAAUAAGAUGAAGUUAGAGUGACCUGUCUAUCGAGACUACUGCAACUACUGUCCAAGAGCCAUGUCCAGAACAAGUGUCAAGAUACACUGACAGUUCUACCAGUCCUUCGUUGUGAAAAGUUGGUAAAGAGACACACCGAGGGCCCAGUUUCAUAGAGCUGCUUAAUG
This is a messenger RNA of Asterias rubens (European starfish), 1346 nucleotides long. RefSeq lists its product as uncharacterized. Gene Ontology annotation, molecular function: DNA binding. Gene Ontology annotation, cellular component: nuclear inner membrane. The transcript has 12 exons. NCBI's taxonomy places the organism in Eukaryota, Metazoa, Echinodermata, Asteroidea, Forcipulatida, Asteriidae. The coding region runs from base 12 to 1184 and encodes 390 amino acids. The record is from RefSeq and is a predicted model, not a curated record. Gene Ontology annotation, biological process: meiotic attachment of telomere to nuclear envelope; homologous chromosome pairing at meiosis.